UUUCGUUAAGUUGCUUUUGGUCACACAGAACAACCAAGAUGAACCGAAAAUAAAGUCACCCGUACAAAUUAAAACACAAAUUAUUACCCCAAAAUAAAAAAAUGUUCCACUAUUUUUAAUUUUUUGGGGUUAGAUUACAGUCAAAUAUGGAUCAAUUAAAUUUAUACGAAGUGCUUGGCGUGGCCCCAGACGCAGGAGAAGAGGAAAUAAAAAAGAAUUAUCGCAAAUUGGCCAAGGAGUUUCAUCCAGACAAAAACCCAAAUGCUGGCGAUAAGUUUAAGGAGAUAUCGUUUGCCUAUGAAGUGCUCUCAGAUCCCGAGAAGCGACGAAUAUACGACCGUUACGGAUUGAAAGGCCUACAAGAGGGCGCUGAGGGAUUCACCGAUGCGUCUGAAUUUUUUUCACAGUGGUUCCCCUUUGAACGGGCUUCGCAAGGGGGGCGUGGAAGGCGUGAUGGUAAGGUCGUGGUCAAGAUGGAGGUGACACUAGAGGAAAUAUACGUUGGAGGCAUGAAGAAGAACCUUGAGUACAAACGCCAUAAGCUCUGUGGAAAGUGCAACGGCGACGGUGGUCCCAAGGAGGCUCGUGAAAGCUGUGAGGCAUGCGGCGGUGCUGGACGAGCGACCGCAUUUACCUUUAUGGGCCUUAGUGCGUUCGACGCGCCAUGCCCAGCUUGUGAUGGACGUGGAUUCACCAUCAAGGAUAACAUGAAAUGCACUCCGUGUCAGGGUAUCGGGUUCGUUGAGCAGAAGAUGAAGCGCGAUUUGGUCGUGGAACGUGGAGCGCCGCACAUGUUGAAGGUUCCGUUCGCCAACGAAGGAAAUCAAAUGCGUGGCGGAGAGUUUGGAGAUUUAAUCGUCGUAAUUGUUCAACUGGAGCAUUCGCUUUUCCAACGUCGACAUGCGAAUCUUUAUAUGCGGGAUCUAGAGAUCAAUCUCACCGAGGCGUUGUGCGGCUACACGCACUGUUUUAGGCACUUGGAUGGGCGGAAUGUGAGUCUGCGAACCAAACCAGGUGAAGUGCUGCAGCACAACCAUAUCAAGAUGGUCCGUGGUUGCGGAAUGCCGGUUUUUAAUCAAGCCACGGAUAAUGGAGAUCUAUAUUUGAAAUUCCGUGUUACCUUUCCAGACAACGAUUUUGCCACAGCUCCUCAACUGGCCAUGCUGGAAGACCUUCUGCCUCCGAGGCAAAAGGUUGUGAUACCCCAAAAUGCUGAGGAGGUCCAAUUGAUCGACUAUAAACCGCAGCCCAGGCAGGCUAAUCAAGACGAUGACGAUGGUAGUUCACCACACUUCGAGGGCGUGCAGUGCCAGACAGCUUAGUGCAUGUGGCUAUGGUUCCUGCAGGCGCGGUUCCUUUGUCUCGAUCUGGUCCAUAUCGUGGGCACGUUGGGGGUCGAUGAGGCCUGCUUUCUGGUGCCAUUUCUCGUCCUGAUCUGCAUAGUAUUAUUUUUCAUACAGGAAUGUUUGCUGUGAAAAGCACGUGAUCCAAAUUGGUAGUAUACAUACAUACGUCGUGUAGGGGCUAAACUACAGCUAAAGCUUAACAAAAGCCGAUCUGAUCUUCAAUUUUAGUGUCGAUAUAUAAUACCAAUGCUAAAUAAAAUUUAAGCACUGAUUUUUUUUUUUAUUUUGUUCCUAACUCUUGCCCUACUUACCAACAAUAAACGAAAUUGCGCAUCUACAAGAAUCUUGGAAAA
This is a messenger RNA of Drosophila bipectinata, 1699 nucleotides long. It is a transcript of the gene DnaJ-H, whose product is annotated as DnaJ homolog. Gene Ontology annotation, biological process: protein refolding. Gene Ontology annotation, cellular component: cytosol; cytoplasm. Gene Ontology annotation, molecular function: Hsp70 protein binding. NCBI's taxonomy places the organism in Eukaryota, Metazoa, Arthropoda, Insecta, Diptera, Drosophilidae. The record is from RefSeq and is a predicted model, not a curated record.